AUGUUGACCAGGAACCUAUUAGCCCUUUGCUGGGAAGCCUUCACCCUCCAGCUUCCCUGGGAUAGGCAGGGCCUCCCGCAUUAUGCAAUAAUAAAAAACGCGUCUGGGUCUUUGCAGCUGUCAGUUGCUCUUUCAACUCUAGGAUCCUUCUUUGGGCCACACGUCUGGUCUGGGCCUAGGAUGAUGCUGGCCCUUGAGAUGCUAGAGUGGACUGCACUCUCUCCUUACCUGCAGACUAUGCACAGUGCCUGGGGCGGAAGGAGGAGAGGUGGUGCGGUGUGCCCUGCUGAGCCUCCCCAGCAGGAACAGUAG
This is a messenger RNA of Rangifer tarandus platyrhynchus (Svalbard reindeer), 312 nucleotides long. The record is from the annotation of a GenBank genome assembly. Lineage: Eukaryota; Metazoa; Chordata; Mammalia; Artiodactyla; Cervidae.